CUGCACAGCGGGUUCCUACAACAAGUUCGUCUAAAAUGCCUUUACUUGUCAAUGGCAGCAGAGCAGUAUUGCCCUGUGAUACUGUAGACUUUUUAAACACUUAUCCACACUUCCAGGUAAGACACGUACAUAAAGUUACGUCCCCUGUGUUGCACGACGAAUUCAAGUCCAUUCGAAACACAAAUUAAAUUCAUGUGAACGCAGGAAGGCAACUGCCAUAGUUUGUAGGUCCAAGCAAUAAAUAUUAAUAAAGUGGGUAAAGGCAGGGCGCUGGUUUUACAGUUUCGUACGCAAAUGUUCUGUCGCGGGCACAAUUGAUUUGGUCAGUUGUAGCCCAUUGUAAAGGGGCACAGGGAAUGAGCCCGUCUUCGUUUGUUACACCUGUUAUGAAAUUAUACAAGAUGCGGAGUGUCAUUCUUUCCACGGGCAUGACGGUGUGGCAUACUUGUUUUUGAAAGGCUACAAAAUGUGGGGAGGUGAUGAGUUCGUCAGCACACCACCAUCAAAAACUGUCCGAUUCGGUGGAACUGUGUCAGACAUUUUGAUGAAAUACAGUAAGGGGGACACCAGUGAUUAUGAGUUGUUGAAACAUCAACUUACAGAUCCAGACAUAAAGGAUGCUCAGAUUAUUAACUGGCUUCAGGAGUUCCGUAUUUCAGUUACUUCCCUGUCGAAAGAGUUUGAGCAGUUGAUCAGUGUUCUGCUGAAACUGCCAUGGCUGGGUCGGAGCCAAAUGGUUAUAGAAGAAUACUUGGCUUUUCUAGGCAACCUGGUGUCUGCACAGACAGUGUACCUCAGACCCUGUUUGAAGAUGAUAGUGUCUAACUUUACGCCAGCAAGACAGAUCAUUCGUGAAGGCAAUGUGGAUAUUUCUGAUUCUGAUGACGAUGAUGAGAAUCUCCCCAAGAAUUUUGACACGUGUCAUCGAGCAAUACAGAUGAUAACAAGAUAUGUGCCUUCAACCCCCCGAUUUCUAAUGCCUAUACUUGUGGAAGGAUUUCCAUUUAUUAAUAAAUCUGCAAGAACGCUGGUUAGUGCAUCACGAAGUGAUAUUGAAGAUGCUGAAGAAUCUUCUGCCAGCCAUAAAAAUGGAGCUGAUAAAUCCACAGAGGAAGCACUUUUCAAUAUGGAUGAAGAUGAGGACCUUGAAGAUAUGAGGAGUAACUUAGACAGUGGUAUGAUGGCCCAUCCAGUUGCAGAGCGUUUGGAUUAUGGGAUGUGUGUCGUCUUCUCUUACAUUAAGGACAUCUGUUAUGUGAAUGGAGUACUUGACCUGGAUAAAACAAAAAGCUUGUAUCAAGACUUGGUAGCGGUCUUUGACAAACUCAUCCUUCCUACACAUGCAUCGUAUCAUGUGCAGUAUUUCAUGUUCUACGUCUGCAGUUUUAAACUGGCUGUGGCAGAAGCUUUCUUGGACCAUCUGUGGAAAACGAUUCAAAAUCCUAUGAAUCCAGCCUUAAUUCGUCAGACCGCAGCUAGUUACAUUGGCAGCUUCCUUUCCAGAGCUAAAUUUGUCCCCAUAGUGACUGUGAAAGCUUGCUUAGAUCUGCUUGUUUCCUGGAUACAUCAGUACAUAGAUAACCAAGAUGCAGGAUCUAAAGCAUUCUGUGAUAUAGCACUCCACGGUCCAUUUUACUCAGCAGCUCAGGCUGUGUUUUAUAUAUUCAUUUUCCGACACCAGCAGCUAUUGGAUGGGAACAUGAAGAAAGGUUUGGCUUACCUUCAGAGCCUGAAUUUUGAGCGCAUAGUGAUGUGCCAACUUAACCCGCUGAAAGUCUGCUUGCAUUCUGUAGUCAGCCUGUUUGCUGCUAUUACUAGAAAGUAUCAGUUGGUGUUCUGUUAUACCAUUAUCGAGCGGAAUAACAGACAGCAGUUACCUGUUGUAAGAAGUAGUUUUGGUGGCGACUCUGUACAGGUCUUCACUAAUCCACUUGAUAGCUUCUUCCCUUUCGAUCCCUAUAUACUGAAAAGGUCCAGGAAGGUGAUUCAUCCACUUUACCAGGUCUGGGAGGAAUUGAGUGUGAAAGAUUAUGAAGAAUUGAAGCAGAAGACUAAACGGGUUGUCAGUGAAGAUGAAGAGGAUGACUUUUUGAAAGGAGAAAGUCUACAAAAUGAUGGUGUGAUUGGAAUCACUCCGUGUUCCCCAGACUCAUUUCUUCGAAGCCCAAAAAGCAUAGGAUCACCACCUAUAGACUUUUCCUUCUGCCAUUUUGACAGAUGACUCAAAAAGAAAGGCUUCCUUAAAAGGAAAACUGCCCCAGUGUGUAUGUGUUUAUAGUUAAGAGAGAUUGGGAUUCACAAAAUCUUAUGAGAAUCAAUCCAUUAAUUCACAUGGGAGCUCUUAACUCUAGCAUUGAAGACUCGGAUGGAUCAGGUGCUACGUGAGUAGCUGUCCCUCCUAUGGGGGAGAGCAGAUGCUGAGCACAGGUGUAGACUGCUCUGUGCCAGAUACCAGGGAUACAGCCCAUCAUAGCUGGUUCACACGUGAAAACUACAGGGUGCAUCUAAAGCAUGGGUGGCACCAUUCAUUUGGCGUGACUGGUAUCCUUGUCAUAUCUACAUCCCUCAGAAACUAAAACUGUCACUUUGUUGACCAGGUGAUGGUCACUCAGGCCCAUCAUUUCUAGUUCCUGGUACGACAUUGGAGUCCUGAAACUGGCAUGCACUUGAUCAGAUAUAUACUGCACCAUGGGAGAAAGGAAGUGAGGAAUCCCUCAAGGGAAAAUUUCAGACUACUGCAGUGACCCAUAUUCAGGAAAGAUGGGCAGUGGUGAGAAGAGAACUGGGGGCAGUUAAAGUUACGAUGUAGACAAAAGUGAUUGUUCCAGAGAUUAAUGUUAAGGAAAAUGGUUCUCAUGAAGUGCUGUGGAGAACAUUUUUUUUCUGCACAUAUUAAGUAUUGCUACUUUAAGGCUACAUCAGAUCCCUUUCUGAUUAUUAACAGAAGCUAAAAACAUUAAUAGUUACACAGUUGUUCUCCCAUAGUUGUUUUGUUUUCAGGUUUUCCUGUAUUUUGACCUUCCUCUCUGUAACUGACAGUUACUUUUCCAGCAUCAAGGGAGGCAUUGAUGCUUAUUUGGCUUAGGUGACCCCCUUUAGAAUGAUUUUUUCUUUUAGUGUAGAUCUAUUAGUCAGUGCUGUUGUAAAAAUGAAAUAUAUUCUUCACAGCUUUUGUUUUGUCUUGUCUAAAAAUGUAUUUGUUCUAACUGUAAGAUACUUGUAGCAAGUUGCACUUUGACCUACUGCUAAUCAGGUGCAUUGACCUAGUUAGUGAUUUGUUUUUCCUGUAGCAGUCAUUCAAAUGGGAUUGCCCUUACAUUUGUAUUGAUACACACACACACACACACACACACACACACGUGUAACUAGGGAGGUGCAAAGAGGGCACUAUAGACAAGUGUCUGCAAGAGUGUAGUACCAGCAUUGCUUUAUGAAGCUGUGAGGAUAUUGCCACUUCACUAAUAGAUGCCAGUGCUUUAUUUACAUUAAUAUGUGAUGUGAGAGUCUGGUAGUAACUGUAGGCAGCUUGCUACAAUUACAGGAGUCAAGUUUGAGAGAGCAUUUUUUUCUUCUCCACCUUAAGGCGAGAAUAGGAGUGCCAGUUUUAGGGGUCUGCAUCAGAUGAGCUAGCUGUGGGUACACGUCCAUUGGUGUGCCCCCACCAAUUCACUGUUUUAAUCUCAUCAGGUGUGUUAAAAACGUGAACUCGUUGACUAGUUUCUUUCUUUCCUGCUUCUCAAAAUAACUUGCAACAUUAGUUCUUACAAAGCUCACUUCUCCUCCUGAACAUUAUUUUGCAUGUAUAGAAUUGGUUUCUCCAUGAUUUUGAGCACUUACCCUAAGGUAGCUUCUGCAGUGGAUAACUUCUGGGAACUCUUCCUAGAGGACUGCCUUUUAAGCACUAUUUUUCAUGUUCACUGGUACAUGUGCCUUCUGUUGAUGUAUGCCAUAUCUCAUGUAAAGUCUGGGAAGGCACAACUAGUCCUACACACCCCAUCUCAUUGUUGAACCUUGCAGUUUUCAUGUUUCUGUCAUGCAGGGUCUAACAGGAAAGUUCCCGCACUCAGUACUGAAGACCCCCCCCCCCCCCCAAAAAAAAAAAUAAAUAAAUAAAUAAAACCUCUGGAGUGUUCCUGCAGUUAUCAGAUCACCAGCAGUUGUUUUACUGCUUUGGGAAAAGGCACAAUAUGCAACUGUUUCAGGCAGAGAAUAUAUCAAAAGUCAAGGCUUAUCUCAACACAGGUAGGAUGACAGCAUUGGAGGAUAGCCAGUAUAGGAAUUGGCAGGAAGACAUAUCUGGUAACACCAGGCAGGACCCAAAGAGGCAUGAGAAAGUAAGGGAGCAAGCCAAACAUCUGCUAAAGGAUCCUUUGUGAAGGUCCCCAUUUGGGGGCCACCACUCCUUCAUUGACUAUAAACUCUUUCUUGACUGGUGAGGAGGGAACCUUGUGUAACAUCGGCUGUUUUCUGGAAGGGGUAGGAGACAUUUUUGUGGCUUCUACAUUGGAGGGUGCAUCUUAGGGUUUCAGUACCACACCUUCCACUACUGAGCUUGCAUCUGGCCAGUCUGCUGAGAUAGAAAAGUUAAUUAAUUCCCCUCUGAUCAAUAUUCUUGAUGCUCCUCUGUCCUUUGACUUCCUCUUCUAGAGUCUGUGUCACUAAUGAGAAUAAGUUGAAUAAGCUUCAGCUACUUUGCUUUACCUAAUGAACCUACAAUCAUUCCCUUGGCAUUAUAACUGGGCACCUUUUUUGAUUCCCAGUGGGAUAUUGCCACUUGUGUGGGAUUACACCUUUAGGGAAUACAGUGACACCAGUAUAAGUGUCUGCACUUUCUUCCUUAUGCAUUUCCCUUCAUAUUGGGGGCUCACUGCUUUCCCCCAAAUUGUACCGGUCUCCCACCUCUUUGAGAGGCACCGAGUACCCUGCAAACCCCCCCCCCUUACUAGAGCUAUUUUGAGGAGGCUUUAGCUCUCUUGUGAGUUGUCCUGAGCAGUGGUGUUUCCAAGAACUAACAUUCUUAUAUUUCUGAGAGACAAGGAUAAUGAAUCCUCUCUUACUUCUCGGUCUUCUUUGGUCAACCCUUCUACUGUGGACAGAAUGAGAGAGGCUAGUGCUGUUAGUAUUGUGUGGACUGGUGUGCAGUGUCUCUUCUUCCUAAAAGAGACUUAAUCAGUGCUUGAGGCAGAAGGCUAAAACCCUGGGUUGAAUCCCUGCCCUCCCCGGAUCCCAUCCUCAGUAAUAAUACGUGUGGGUCACAGUAGUAUCUGGAAAGUAGGCUGCCUCUCCUAACCCGCCUUCCUCUUCCCUAGAGAAGUAGAAUGCUAUUCUUUACUCACAUCCUUGGGCAAAGUUCUGUUUGAGCUCUUCUGCUUAGUGGAGGUCCCAGAGAUGGAAGCACCUUGGGUACCUUAGUACAGGAUAACACGUUUGCUGCUUUGGACAGGUUGGGCAGUAUUGUUUUUUUCUGACACUCUGACCGUUGCAACCCUACACUGUCUCUCUCACUUGUCCUGUUGCCAGUCCUGUCUGAGCAACCAGAUUCUUCACAUACAGGCAGACGUUUUCAUUUCCAAGAUCAAGGAGUUUGUGUGAUUUUCAAGUAGCCCACUGUAGUUUUCAAUGUACAAAUGCUGUGACAGGGUAGUAAUAUGUAGUAUAUUUCAGCAUUAGAUGACAGGACUCGGGUCCUUUCUUUUAAGAGGAGCUGGGACAGGCUAUUCUGGUUAGCUAUUCUGGCAUGAGGACCACAUCUGACAACCAUGGAGAAUGUUUGUGAUUUGUCUGGACUUCCUCUUGCAGACCACUCCGGCAUUGAGAGAGAAAAGCUGUUGCUGACAUUUGAUGAUGAACAAGAGUCAGGUCAGUCACUCUUCCUACAGGCUCCAUACCACAUAUCCUAGGAAAGAGGCAUCAUGGGAGGCUCUGCAGCAUUUCUGAUUGCAUGUGGUAGGCCAUUUAACAGAAUUUACACCAUCUGGGAUAACCAUCCCCAAAUACAUAAUGGGUUUUGGGCUUGUAUCAGGCAGCUAUCUUAGAACUGGCAAGUUUGUGUGUUUAUGUAUGUAUGCAUUUACCUGUUAAUCGGGUAAAUGGAUUAGUCCAAGGACCAUAUUCAGUCGUAAGAGUUCCAAUCAGCGGAUUAUGAUAGCGUCUUGGAACAAUCCCAGACGUGGGUGUUGCAGAGGGCUCUCUUUAGGUAAGAGAGGAGGAAUUUUAUUCCAGUCUCUCGAUAGCUUUGAAAAGGAAAAGGGGGCAUUCGCGCGGGAUCUAAUUAGUAUCAGCAAGAUCUUCCAAGUAUUCCAAAAUCUUUCUUUCAUUUUUCUGGUAAAUAUUUAAGGAUAGUAGGCUUUUUAACAGGGGUGUACAUCAGCUCAGAAUGCUGUAGUAGUAAGGUGACUGCAUCUAAUUGAUGUUAUGGUCAUCAUUCAGUGCCACUUUGAGUAGAGUGCUGACCUAGAUUACAGGUAGUGUCUUUAGUGUGCACUUCAAAAUGGGAUAGCUGCAGCCUUGCCUUUUUGUGCUGGAUUUUACAAGAAGAGAAAUUGUCUUAUUUCUUAACUCUGUGUCAGGAUAUAAAUGCUGCCUGCUUUUAUAAUGGGGGUUAAUACCUUUUGGAUAGCCAGAAUGUAAUUUGAAUUUAGCUCAAAACAGUGUUCUACCAGAGAACAGUUCUCAGAAAAUUUAAUUUCGGGCUGUUAUAACUGCUGCAUUUUUCUUUUGUUCGGUAUAAUUGGUAGUGUCAUGGGAACUAUGUAUGGUUAAAUACCAAAGACUGUCUCUUCUAAAUAUUUUAUAAGAGUCCAUGCUAAAUUAAGACGACAGUUUUUGACAUAGGAUGUUCAUGACCAAGCCAGCUUUGUGUCCACUAGUCUUUUAACUCUGUUGAGUGUCCUAAGUGAAGAAAUUAAAGCUGAUGGUAGGAAAA
Messenger RNA from Protopterus annectens (West African lungfish), 6925 nucleotides. RefSeq names its product RRN3 homolog, RNA polymerase I transcription factor (gene RRN3). Lineage: Eukaryota; Metazoa; Chordata; Ceratodontiformes; Protopteridae. Gene Ontology annotation, molecular function: RNA polymerase I core binding; RNA polymerase I general transcription initiation factor activity. Gene Ontology annotation, biological process: transcription initiation at RNA polymerase I promoter. Gene Ontology annotation, cellular component: nucleus. The record is from RefSeq and is a predicted model, not a curated record.